Molecule: messenger RNA, 3311 nt
Organism: Rubroshorea leprosula
Lineage: Eukaryota; Viridiplantae; Streptophyta; Magnoliopsida; Malvales; Dipterocarpaceae
Source: the annotation of a GenBank genome assembly
GCAUUCGAAAUAGCUAUAAAAAUGCCCUCAUCUCCAUAGCUCACGCCCCCUCCUCCAAUCCAAAUUCAUUUCUCCCCUUUUUCUUACCCUUUGUCUUUCGCCCAAGCAAGUAUCGCCGGAAGGUAGAGUCCGGGUUUCUGCUUCAGAGGGAGAAAAGGAAUCGGAAAGCCCUAGGUUUUCUGUUCAGUCGGUUCCUGAUUUUUUAUCUGCUCAGUUCGUCGGAUUUUGAUUUCAGUGUGGAGAAAUGGCUCUGGAGAUCACCCAGUUUUUGUUGGCUGCUCAAUCGUUGGAUACUAAAGUUCGCACAGAAGCAGAGGCUAGCCUGAGGCUGUUCCAAGAGCAGAAUCUUCCUGUUUUCCUUCUUUCAUUGUCAGUUGAGCUUGCAAACAAUGAGAAGCCAAUUGAAUCUCGUAGGUUGGCUGGUCUUGUGCUUAAGAACUCAUUAGAUGCAAAGGAUGCUGUUAGGAAGGAACAGCUUGUUCAACAAUGGAUGGGAAUUGACAUCUCUAUCAAAUCUCAAAUAAAAGACUUGCUAUUGAGGACUCUUGGUUCAUCUGUGCCUGAGGCAAGACACACUUCUUCUCAAGUUAUUGCCAAAAUUGCUUCAAUUGAGAUUCCCAGGAAGCAGUGGCCAGAACUUAUUGGAUCAUUGCUUAACAAUAUGACCCACCAAGACAGCCCUGCUGCUCUGAAGCAGGCAACCUUGGAAACUCUUGGAUACGUUUGUGAGGAAAUAUCUCAUGAGGAUCUUGUGCAAGAAGAAGUGAAUGCUGUUCUCACUGCUGUUGUGCAAGGCAUGAAUCUGGCUGAACACAGUUCUGAUGUUCGUCUUACAGCAACAAAGGCUUUGUAUAAUGCUCUGGAGUUUGCACAGACCAACUUUGAGAAUGAAAUGGAGCGUAAUUUUAUCAUGAAGGUAGUAUGUGAGACAGCCAUGUGCAAAGAGGCAGAGAUUAGGCAGGCUGCUUUCGAGUGUCUUGUUGCAAUAGCAUCAACAUAUUAUGACAUGCUUGAGCCUUAUAUGCAGACCCUAUUUGAGCUUUCAUCAAAUGCAGUUAAAGGAGAUGAAGAGGCUGUUGCACUCCAAGCAAUUGAAUUCUGGAGCUCUAUUUGUGAUGAAGAGAUAGAACUUCAAGAAUUUGAGUCUCCUGAGAGUGGUGACUCCGGACCUCCCCAUUCUGGCUUCAUUGAGAAGGCCCUGCCUCAUCUAGUUCCUUUGUUGUUGGAAACUUUGCUGAAGCAGGAAGAGGAUCAGGACCAGGAUGAUACCAUCUGGAACAUAUCCAUGGCUGGUGGGACAUGUCUAGGUCUUGUUGCAAGAACUGUUGGGGAUGCUAUUCUGCCUCUUGUUAUGCCAUUUGUGGAAUCUAACAUUGCGAAACCUGAUUGGCAUUGUCGAGAGGCAGCCACAUUUGCAUUUGGCUCCAUCCUUGAAGGUCCAACCAUUGAGAAACUCUCUCCAUUGGUACAUUCAGGUUUGGAAUUUCUGCUUAACGCAAUGAAGGAUGAAAACAAUCAUGUUAAGGAUACAACUGCUUGGACUCUUAGUCGUAUUUUUGAGUUACUGCAUAGUCCAGCUAGUGGAUUUUCUGUGAUUACUCCUGAGAAUCUCAAACGUGUUCUGGGUGUGUUGCUGGAGAGCAUUAAGGAUGCUCCAAAUGUAGCAGAGAAAAUUUGUGGAGCAAUAUAUUACCUUGCCCAGGGAUAUGAAGAUGCUGGCGCUAGCUCCUCUCUCCUCUUGCCAUAUCUUACAGAAAUAAUCAGUUCUCUUAUGGCAACUGCAGAUCGUACAGAUGGUGGUGACUCUAAACUUAGAUCUUCUGCUUAUGAAACUUUGAAUGAAGUUGUGAGGUGUUCCAAUGUUAAAGAAGUGUCUCAUAUUAUAGUGCAGUUGCUACCAGUCAUUAUGAAUAAGUUGAGUCAGACUGUGGAGCUUCAGAUUGUAUCAUCUGAUGAUAGAGAAAAACAAGCUGACUUGCAAGCUUCUCUGUGUGGCGUUCUCCAGGUUAUUAUUCAAAAACUUAGCAGUGAAGAUGAAACCAAACCCAUAAUACUUCAGGCUGUGGAUCAGAUUAUGGUUCUGUUCCUUAAGGUGUUUGCUUGUCGCAGCUCUACUGUGCAUGAGGAGGCAAUGCUUGCAAUUGGUGCACUGGCUUAUGCCACUGGACCUCAGUUUGAGAAAUAUAUGCCCGAGUUCUACAAAUACCUUGAGAUGGGAUUGCAGAAUUUUGAGGAAUACCAGGUUUGUUCCAUCACAGUUGGAGUUGUUGGUGAUAUUUGCCGUGCUUUGGAUGAUAAGAUCUUACCAUACUGUGAUGGGAUCAUGGGACUUCUUCUUAAAGAUCUUGCUAGUUCUGAACUCCACCGGUCGGUAAAGCCCCCGAUAUUCUCUUGCUUUGGGGACAUUGCUCUUGCAAUUAGUGAACACUUUGAGAAGUAUGUCCUCUAUGCAUUACCUAUGAUGCAGGGAGCUGCUGAAAUCUCUGCCCAGAUGAACCCUGCUGAUGAAGAGACAAUGGAAUAUGGAAACCAGCUCAGGCGUAGUAUUUUCGAGGCUUAUUCUGGGCUUCUUCAAGGUUUCAAGAACGUGAAGCCUGAUGUGAUGGUUCCAUAUGCCCAACAUCUCUUGAAGUUUAUUGAACUAGUUUCCAGAGACAGACACAGGGAUGAAAGUGUCACAAAAGCUGCAAUUGCUGUGAUGGGUGAUCUUGCAGAUGCGCUUGGUCCCAAUAUGAAACUUUUGUUUAAAGACUGUUCAUUUUUUGCUGAUUUUCUUGGUGAAUGUCUCCAAUCUGAUGAUGAACAGCUCAAGGAGACUGCCAGUUGGACCCAGGGUAUGAUUGGACGUGUUAUGGUUUCAUGAUCGGAAGGAUCCUCUGUUGGGUAUAAGUUGUCACCUUGGUCACUCUUUUUUUAUUCUUCUCGUAAAUGUCUUUUCUUUCUAGUCUUCCAGUAAGCCCUAUAGGGUGUCAGGGAACCUUGUAUGUGUUGCCGAUGUGGGUACUGCAUUUUUGGGAUUUUCUUAAAUCUGCUCAUCAUUUGUCAUGGGAUAGAGAGCCUUGUAAAGUUCCAGAAUGUUUAAGGCCACUAAAUGGAUGUGGCAGUAAUUUGUCAAACUCUCUGUCUGAAAUGCAUUCCACCAAUCGGUGGUUGGUUGAGUCAAUUUUUAUGCAUUUGCAAUUGUCAUUACAUUGCUGCUGCAUUUUCGUAUGAUUCUGAUGUCUGUCUGCAAUUCAUUUGCGAAAAUUUUGAAUGUAAAAAAUUCUUUUGCUUGGACUCCUUUCGGUGUAAAAUAAAUUGUUUUUUUCUAC